Messenger RNA from Metarhizium brunneum ARSEF 3297, 1005 nucleotides. RefSeq names its product Short chain dehydrogenase atnD. NCBI's taxonomy places the organism in Eukaryota, Fungi, Ascomycota, Sordariomycetes, Hypocreales, Clavicipitaceae. The record is from RefSeq and is a predicted model, not a curated record.
AUGUCCUUCCCCGGCUUCUUAUACAGCCAGCUCAUCCAACGGCUGCCCUACCCAUCAGGCUCGCACGCCGGCCAGACCGUCAUCGUCACAGGCAGCAACGUCGGCCUGGGCAAAGAAGCAGCGCGCCACUUUGCCCGGCUCCACGCCAAAAAGGUGAUACUCGCGGUGCGCAGCCUCGAAAAGGGCGAGGCCGCCAAGCAAGACAUCGAGAGCAGCCUACGCGAUGCCGGCGGCGCAGGCAGCACGACCGAGGUGCACGUCUGGCCGCUCGACAUGGCCAGCUACGCCUCUGUCGAGGCCUUCGCCGCCCGCGCCAACUCGGAGCUGAGCCGGCUCGACGUCCUCGUCGCCAACGCGGGCAUCGCAUCGGGCAGCUACUACACCGCCGAGGGCAACGAGAGCAUGGUGACGGUCAACGUCGUGUCGACCUUUCUGCUCGCCGCCCUGGUCCUCCCCAAGAUGAAGGAGUCGGCGAGGCAGUUCGGCACCAGGCCCACCCUGACAAUCACCUCGUCGGGCGUGCAUGCCGAGGCGGCGGACCUCGUUGCGCGGGCCGCCGCCGCGGGGGAGCUGUGGCCCCUCGUCAACGACCGGCAGACGGUCGAGGCGCACUUUGCCGCGCAGUACCCUGCGUCCAAGCUGCUCGAGAUAUUUGGCGUCAGGGCCAUAGGCGAGCAGAGCCCCGCGGCCGGGUUCCCCGUCACUAUUAACUGUGUCGACCCUGGGCUUUGUCACUCGGAGCUGGGCCGGGAUUAUCCCACCUGGGGGUUCUGGCUGCUGAAGCUGCUUCUGGCGCGCUCGACUGAGGUUGGGAGUAGGAAUCUGGUGGCUGCGGGCUCCAUGGGCCAAGAGUCCCACGGCAAGUAUGUGUCGGACUGUGUGGUCGCUGAGCCGUCGGCGUUUUUGGACAGCGAGGACGGACGCAAGGUGCAGAAGAUGUUUUGGAAAGAGUUGACGCAGAAGCUGGACGAGAUUAAGCCUGGUGUUUCGGGGAACUUUUUGUAA